AUGGACUCGGCAUGUCCCACCGUCCGCACACAGGAACAAGGACAGACUCAGCCUGUCCCACUGUCCCUCACACACAGGGAGAGGGACAGACUCGGCCUGUCCCACCGUCCUCACACACAGGAACAGGGACAGACUCGACCUGUCCCAGCGUCCGCACACAGGAACAGAAACGGCCUGUCCUACCAGGGGGGACACACAGGAACAGAAAUGGACUCGGCAUGUCCCACCGUCCGCACACAGGAACACGGACAGACUCGGGCUGUCCCAUCGUCCGCACACAGGAACAAGGACAGACUCGGCCUGUCCCACUGUCCCUCACACACAGGAACAGGGACAGACUCGGCCUGUCCCACCGCCCCUCACACACAGGAACAGGGACAGACUCGGCCUGUCACACCGUCCCUCACACACAGGAACAGGGACAGACUCGGCCUGUCCCACCAGAUAAUCAGUCCGGAGAGUUCCCCUGACUGUGACGGAAGCCCCCCCAGCGGCGGAGCCCCCAGCCGGGCGCACAGGAAGCCCCGGGUCCUCUUCUCCCAGUCCCAGGUGUCCGAGCUCGAGCGGCGCUUUCUGCAGCAGCGCUACCUGUCCGCCCCGGAGAGAGAGCACCUGGCCCGCGUGCUCACGCUCACCUCCACGCAGGUCAAGAUCUGGUUCCAGAACAGGCGGUACAAAUGCAAGCGGCAGCGGCAGGACAAGUCUCUGGAGCUGGCGGGGUUUCCCGGACCCAGGAGGGUGGCGGUGCCGGUUCUGGUGCGGGACAGCAGGCUCUGCGGGGCGGGUUCGCCUUCAGCGCCGCCGCCGUACAACGUGACUCUGGGACGUUAUAAUUCGGUAUUGUACGGAAACAGCGGCUUGUACAGCUGCGGUUAUCACUCACCUGCACAGCUGGCUGAGUUAACAUGUGGAAACAGCGAGGAGGCCUUUAACCACGCGCACUUCCAGGUGUCUCUACAGGGAGUCAGAGGCUGGUGA
Messenger RNA from Etheostoma spectabile (orangethroat darter), 978 nucleotides. RefSeq names its product NK2 transcription factor related 7 (gene nkx2.7). Gene Ontology annotation, biological process: cell differentiation; regulation of transcription by RNA polymerase II. The record is from RefSeq and is a predicted model, not a curated record. NCBI's taxonomy places the organism in Eukaryota, Metazoa, Chordata, Actinopteri, Perciformes, Percidae. Gene Ontology annotation, cellular component: nucleus. The transcript is spliced from 2 exons. The coding region runs from base 1 to 978 and encodes 325 amino acids. Gene Ontology annotation, molecular function: RNA polymerase II cis-regulatory region sequence-specific DNA binding; DNA-binding transcription factor activity, RNA polymerase II-specific.